AUGGGGAUUUGCCACUCUACGUGCUGCGGGGGACGAGCUCGCGAUGGCCUCUACGAACCCGUCCUCGCCGAUAGCGAGCGGGAAGCUGUCGCCGACCUGCUCCAGUACCUCGAAAAUCGCGGCGAGACGGAUUUCUUUUCGGGCGAACCUCUCCGUGCACUCAGCACUCUAGUCUUUUCCGAGAACAUCGACCUUCAACGCAGCGCAAGUCUUACCUUUGCCGAAAUCACAGAGCGAGAUGUACGAGAAGUCGACCGCGAUACCCUCGAGCCUAUCCUCUUCCUAUUGCAGAGCCCCGAUAUCGAGGUCCAAAGAGCGGCCAGCGCUGCCCUGGGCAACCUAGCUGUCAACACUGAGAACAAGGUUCUGAUUGUCCAGCUAGGCGGCUUGACCCCGCUGAUCCGGCAGAUGCUGUCUCCAAACGUCGAGGUCCAGUGCAAUGCCGUCGGGUGCAUAACCAAUCUCGCAACGCACGAGGAGAACAAGGCAAAGAUUGCGCGAGACAUGAGGGUGCAGAGGAACGCUACGGGUGCCCUCCUCAACAUGACACAUUCCGACGAGAACCGGCAACAGCUCGUUAAUGCUGGCGCCAUUCCGGUCCUCGUUCAGCUCCUCUCGUCGCCCGACGUCGACGUGCAGUACUAUUGUACAACCGCCCUCAGCAACAUCGCCGUCGACGCCAACAACAGACGGAAGCUCGCCUCGUCCGAGCCCAAGUUGGUUCAAUCCCUGGUCAAUCUCAUGGACUCCUCGUCCCCCAAAGUUCAAUGUCAGGCAGCCUUGGCCUUGAGGAACCUCGCGUCCGACGAAAAGUACCAGCUGGACAUUGUGCGGGCCAAUGGUCUUCACCCUCUCCUGCGCCUCCUCCAAUCGUCCUAUCUCCCUCUCAUUCUCUCCGCCGUCGCCUGUAUACGAAACAUCUCUAUUCAUCCAAUGAACGAAUCGCCCAUCAUCGAGGCCAACUUUCUAAAGCCCUUGGUUGACCUCCUCGGAUCGACCGACAAUGAGGAAAUCCAGUGCCACGCCAUUUCGACGCUGCGCAACUUGGCCGCCAGCUCCGACCGCAACAAGGCGCUGGUGCUGGACGCGGGCGCGGUGCAAAAGUGCAAGCAACUGGUGCUCGACGUUCCGGUCACUGUCCAGUCGGAAAUGACCGCUGCCAUUGCGGUCCUCGCGCUGAGCGACGACCUCAAGUCUCAUCUGCUCAACCUCGGCGUCUGCGACGUCUUGAUUCCUCUCACCCACUCUCCCAGCAUCGAAGUCCAAGGCAACAGCGCAGCUGCUCUGGGCAAUCUCUCUUCCAAAGUGGGCGAUUACUCCAUUUUCGUGCAAAACUGGACCGAGCCCAACGGUGGCAUCCACGGCUACCUUGGCCGAUUCUUGCAGUCUGGAGACGCCACCUUUCAGCACAUUGCCGUAUGGACGUUGCUCCAGCUGUUCGAGUCGGAAGACAAGGCGUUGAUCGGGCUCAUUGGCAAGGCGGACGAUAUCAUCGAGCACAUCCGAAACAUAGCGAGUCGUCCGGUCGAGGCGGAGCCGGAUUUCGAGGAAGACGAGGGCGAGGUCGUGAACCUGGCACAGCGGUGCCUGGAGCUCCUCGGACAGAGCAUGUCAAAGGCUCACAUCGAGGGAUAG
Messenger RNA from Hirsutella rhossiliensis, 1635 nucleotides. RefSeq names its product armadillo/beta-catenin-like repeat domain-containing protein. Gene Ontology annotation, molecular function: protein binding; protein-membrane adaptor activity. The record is from RefSeq and is a predicted model, not a curated record. Gene Ontology annotation, biological process: vacuole inheritance; nucleus-vacuole junction assembly. The transcript is spliced from 8 exons. Lineage: Eukaryota; Fungi; Ascomycota; Sordariomycetes; Hypocreales; Ophiocordycipitaceae. The coding region runs from base 1 to 1635 and encodes 544 amino acids. Gene Ontology annotation, cellular component: fungal-type vacuole membrane.